GACAAUGACUGAUUUUUUUCCACCGCAGAGCCGCUAUGAAUUUCUCCACACAAGGAUGGGACUGUUUAGGCGCUCUGGGCACCGCUGCUGGGGCGCUAGUGUAAACAGCCCGAGGGGCACGGUGGCCGGGAAGCGGGCGCCCGGUGUUCCCGCCGGGAGGUAGGGCGCGGGCCGGGCCAGGCUGAUCGCCCGGGAGCGCCAUUGUGAUGAGGCGGGAGGGGAGGAGCCGCCGGGUCCCGGCUAGAUUUAGAUCCCUCGCUCGACUGGCGGGCGCGCCCAGUGCAGACUGCUGAACUCCAGAGUCAGGGAGACACCCGGGAAGAGGUGGAGGGCCACACCCCGCAGUGCCUUGCCGACUGCCUCGAGAGCUCGCGUUGCCCGGCGGACGCCGCUGAGAUGCUGGGCCCCCUGCUCGUGACAGCCGCCCACCUGGUCUGCAUGUGGAGCUCGGUGCUGGCGGCGGCCCCCGGGCCCAGGUUUCUGGUAACAGCCCCUGGGAUCAUCCGGCCAGGAGGAAACGUGACUAUUGGGGUGGAACUUCUGGAACACAGCCCCUCACAGGUCACUGUGAAAGCGGAGCUGGUCAAGAUGGCAGCCAACCUCACCGUCUCUGUCCUGGAAGCAGAAGGAGUCUUUGAAAAAGGCUCUUUCAAGACACUUAUUCUUCCAUCACUACCUCUGAAUAGUGCUGAUGAGAUGUAUGAGCUCCGUGUCACUGGACAUGCUCAGAACGAGGUUUUAUUCUCCAAUAGUACGCGCUUAUCCUUUGAGACCAAGAGGACAACUGUCUUCAUUCAAACAGACAAGCCCCUGUAUAAACCAAAGCAAGAAGUGAAGUUUCGGAUCAUUACCCUCUUCUCAGAUUUUAAGCCUUACAAAACCUCUUUAAACAUUCUAAUUAAGGACCCUAAGUCCAAUUUGAUCCAGCAGUGGUUGUCAGAACAAAGUGAUCUUGGAGUCGUUUCCAAAACUUUCCAGUUGUCUUCCCAUCCAAUACUUGGUGACUGGUCCAUCCAAGUUCAAGUGAACGACCAGACAUAUUAUCAGUCGUUUCAGGUUUCAGAAUAUGUAUUACCAAAAUUUGAAGUUGCAUUGCAGACACCAUUAUAUUGUUCUUUAAACUCUAAGAGUUUAAAUGGCACCGUCACAGCAAAGUAUACAUAUGGGAAGCCAGUGAAAGGAGAUGUAACACUUACAUUUUUACCUUUAUCCUUUUGGGGUGUGAAGAAAAAUAUUACAAAAACAUUUAAGAUAAAUGGAUCUGCAAACUUUUCCUUUAACGAUGAAGAGAUGAAGAAGGUAAUGGAUUUUUCAGAUAGGCCUUCUGAACACAUGUACCUGUCUUCCCCUGGGCCAGUAGAAAUCUUAGCCACAGUGACAGAAUCUCUUACAGGUAUCUCUCGGAAUGCAAGCUCCAAUGUGUUUUUCAAGCAACAUAAUUAUAUCAUUGAAUUUUUUGAUUAUGCCACUGUCUUAAAGCCAUCUCUCAACUUCACAGCCACAGUGAAGGUGACCCGCUCUGAUGGCAGUCAACUGACUCCCGAAGAAAGAAGAAAUAAUGUUGUUAUAACGGUGACCCAGAAAAACUAUACCAAGUCCUGGAGCAGAUGGGACAGUAUGGAUCAAGAGGCAGGGCCUAUCCAGGUCAUAAAUCAUACUGUCCCCGACAAUGGAGUCUUCAAGAUUGAAUUCCCAAUCCUGGCUGAUUCCAGUGAGCUGCAAUUGAAGGCCUUUUUUCUUGAUAGUGUGAGUAGCAUGGCAGUUCAUGGUAUGUUUAAGUCUCCCAGUAAAACAUACAUCCAGCUGAAAACAAGAGAUGAAAAUAUAAAGGUGGGAUUACCUUUUGAGUUGGUGGUUAUUGGCAACAAGCAGUUGAAGGAGUUAAGCUAUAUGGUAGUGUCCAGGGGGCAGUUGGUAGCUGUAGGCAAGCAAAAUUCAUCAACCUUCUCCUUAACACCAGAAAAUUCUUGGGCUCCAAAAGCUUGUAUCAUUGUGUAUUAUAUUGAAGAUGAUGGAGAAAUUAUAAAUGAUGUUCUAAAAAUUCCUGUUCAGCUUGUUUUUAAAAAUAAGAUACAGCUGUUUUGGAGUAAAGCUAAUGCUGAACCAUCUGAGAAAGUCUCUCUUAGGGUCUCUGUGACACAGCCAGACUCAGUAGUUGGGAUUGUAGCUGUCGACAAAAGUCUGAAUCUGAUGAACAUCUCAAAUGAUAUUACAAUGGAAAAUGUGGUCCAUGAAUUGGAACUUUAUAACACAGGAUAUUAUUUAGGCAUGUUCAUGAAUUCUUUUGCGGUCUUUCAGGAGUGUGGCCUCUGGGUAUUGACAGAUGCAAACCUCGUGAAGGAUUUCAUUGAUGGUGUUUAUGACAGUGUCGAGUGGGCCGAGAGGUUUGUGGAGGAAAAUGAAGGUCACUUGGUAGAUUUUCAUGACUUUUCCUUGGGUAGCAGUCCUCGUGUCAGGAAACAUUUUCCAGAGACUUGGAUUUGGCUGGACACCAAAAUGGGUUCCAGGAUUUACCAAGAAUUUGAAGUUACUGUACCUGAUUCUAUCACUUCUUGGGUUGCAACUGCUUUUGUGAUCUCUGAGGAUCUAGGUUUUGGACUAACACCUGCUCCAGUGGAGCUCCAAGCCUUCCAGCCAUUUUUCAUUUUUUUGAAUCUUCCCUACUCUGUGAUCAGAGGAGAAGAAUUUGCUUUGGAAGUGACCAUAUUCAAUUAUUUGAAAGAUGCCACCGAGGUUAAGAUCAUCGUUGAGAAAAGUGAUGAAUUUGAUAUUCUCAUGGCUUCGAAUGAAAUAAAUGCCACAGGACACCAGCAGACCGUUCUGGUUCCCAGUGCAGAUGGCGCAACUGUGCUUUUCCCGGUCAGGCCGACAUGUCUGGGGGAAGUUCUCAUCACAGUCACAGCGAUUUCACCUGCUGCCUCAGACGCUCUCACCCAGAGGAUUUUAGUGAAGGCUGAAGGAAUAGAAAAGUCGUAUUCACAAUCCAUCUUACUAGACUUGACUGACCGAAAGCUGCAAACUACCCAGAAAACUUUGAGUUUCUCCUUUCCUCCUGAUACAGUGAGUGGAAGUGAGAGAGUCCAGGUCACUGCAAUUGGAGAUAUUCUUGGUUCUUCCAUCAAUGGCUUAGCCUCACUGAUUCGAAUGCCUUAUGGCUGUGGUGAACAGAACAUGAUAAAUUUUGCUCCAAAUAUUUAUGUUUUGGACUACCUGACUAAAAAGAAACAACUGACAGAGAAUUUAAAGGAAAAAGCCCUCUCUUUUAUGAGGCAAGGCUACCAGAGAGAACUCCUCUAUCAGAGGGAGGAUGGCUCUUUCAGUGCUUUUGGAAAUGAUGACCCUUCUGGGAGCACUUGGUUGUCAGCUUUUGUUUUAAGAUGUUUCCUUGAAGCUGAUCCCUACAUAGAUAUUGAUCAGAAUGUGUUACACAGAACUUAUACUUGGCUCAAAGGACAUCAGAAAUCCAAUGGUGAAUUUUGGGAGCCAGGAAGAGUGAUCCAUAGCGAGCUUCAAGGUGGCAAUCAAAGUCCCAUAACCCUUACAGCUUAUAUUGUGACUUCUCUCCUGGGAUAUAAAAAGUAUCAGCCCAAUAUUGAUGUGCAGGAGUCUAUCAACUUUUUGGAGUCUGAAUUUGACAAAGGAAUUUCAGACAAUUACACCCUGGCUCUUGUAACAUAUGCGCUGUCAUCCGUGAGGAGCCCCAAAGCGAAGGAAGCUUUGAAUGUGCUAACUUCAGGAGCGGAACAAGAAGGGGGCAUGCAGUUCUGGGUGUCGGCAGUGUCCAGACUUUCUGAAUCCUGGCAGCCCAGCUCCCUGGAUAUUGAAGUGGCCGCCUACACGCUGCUCGCACAUUUCCUGCAGAAUCAGGUUUCUGAAGGAAUCCCAAUUAUGAGGUGGCUGAGCAGGCAGAGAAAUAGCUUGGGAGGCUUUGCAUCUACUCAGGACACUGUUGUGGCCUUAAAGGCCCUGUCUGAGUUUGCAGCCCUGAUGAACACAGAAAAGACGGAUAUCCAAGUGAAAGUGGUUGGGCCCCGCUCAUCCAGCCCCGUUAAGUUUCUGAUUAACACAGAGAAUCGCUUCCUCCUCCAGACGGCAGAGCUUGCUGUGGAAGAACCAACUGCAGUUAAUAUUUCCGCAAGUGGUUUUGGAUUUGCUAUUUGUCAGCUUAAUGUUAUUUAUAAUGUGAAAGAUUCUAGAUCUUCUAGAAUCCGAAAAUCUAUUCAAGAUCAAGAAGCCUUUGAUUUAGACAUUGCUGUUAAAGAUAAUAAUGAUGAUGUCAAUCACUUGAAUUUGAGUGUCUGUACAAGGUUUCUGGGCCCAGCUAGAAGCGGAAUGGCCCUCAUGGAAGUUAACCUCCUCAGCGGUUUUACAGUGCCCUCAGACAGCCUUCCCUUGAGCGAGACGUUGAAGAAAGUGGAGUAUGACGUUGGAAAACUCAACCUCUACUUAGACUCUGUAAAUGAAACCCAGUUUUGUGUUGAUAUUCCUGCUGUGAGAAACUUUAGAGUGUCAAAUACACAAGAUGCUUCAGUGUCCAUAGUGGAUUACUAUGAGCCAAGGAGGCGAGCGGCGAGAAGCUACAACUCCAGAGCGAAGCUGUCCUCCUGCGACCUCUGUGGGGACAUGAAUGCCUGCGGGGGCUGUGACCGCACAGUCUCGGCCUCCCCGCCUCACCUGGCCAUCAGCCUCCUUUGCUGCUUCAUACUUCUGUUCUCUUUGCUGUUUUGGCUAGGAUUUGCUUUCUAAGGACUCCAUGUAACGUGUUCCUUUCCAGAAAUCACAUGGGAUUGUCUUUUUUCCUAAUCAAAUAUUGCUUCUAUUUUGAAAAUCAGUGCUUUUCUUUGUGUGGGGUUAUUGGUGAUGCUGGGGAGGGGUGGUCCUUUGUAUAGCUGCUUAGAUUUCUUCUUCCCCUGACUUCUGUAUGGAACAGAAAUCAGAAUUAUUAUAGCUAUAUAUUUCAUUAUUUCCCCCUCCUAAAAUCUUUUAGGAUUUUUUUGGUAGGUGUUUUCUCCAGAAUAAAUAAUGUUAUUUUAGAAGAUUCUUUUUGUUUUCUAAAGGAAAUGAGCCUAGGCUCUUAAGCACUGCUAUUCAUCAGUGUCUGCUUUCCUGUCAUAGCUGGAGUUCUCCCUGGGAAAUGGGAGGAAACAUCUGAGGGAGGAGCUCAGCCUGAAUCUUUUGAGUCCAGCUGUACCCUCUCAUGACCCCUGUGGUUUCAGGACCUCCUUCUUGCUUUAGGAUGGAGGUGGUGAUUUUUUUGAAGGGAAAUGGUGUUGUUACACUGCAAAUGUGGUCACACAUCUCAGCCCUUACCCUUCCUCUCUUUUCUCUCUGGAGGGAAGCAGAGGGAGGCUGGGAAGUGCUUGGAGGGGCUGGGGACCCUCCUGUGCAUCCCCACAUGCAGCUCUGUUUAGGCUGAGGGCCAGAGAGCAUUGCAACAUGUGUCUUAUGUAGCUUGGAAGAGAAGAUCCUAGACUGGAAGUCACAUGCUAGUUGUGGAGACGCUAAGCCAGGGGUGGACCAAAUCCUGUUGCUGAGCGACAGACUGACCUCCUCCGUGGUCUGGGAGAGAAGCUGGGGUUUGAUGGGGAUCAGAGACAUAGAAAGAAGUCUGUGGCUGUGGCCAGGGUUCUGUGGAACCUUCUAGGCUCUGAGGUCUGAGUUUCAGACCAGGGGCGUCUAGUGCUUGCUCUGAAUCUUACAGAAAAUGCUUGAAAUUUGAGCAUCUGGGUCCUUGGUUGCUCUGUAUUCAGAAGGUUAAUAUUCAUUUAUCUGGGUGAAAUUUUAAAGAAAGAUUCCUUUCUUCCCCCUUCCAUGUUUUUCCUCUUUUCUCUCUUCCCUUUUCCUUCUUUUCCCUUCUUCCUUUCCUUUGAAGUAUAUUGAAAUAUUUUAGAUAUAUUAAAAACUUUAAAAAUCUUGCUCAAUCUAAAAAGUGGCUUAAUUUUGCUGCUGAACUCCAUAGCAUUUCUUUCAAGGAGAUGUGGGAGCAUAGUUGUCAUGGGUUCCAAAGAGACUUCAGGACAGUAUUUUCUACUGUUCAAAAAUAAAUCCAAGAGUAAAAUAUGCAAAUAAUAUAUUUUAAAAAGAAUGUCUUUAUUUUCAUAAAUUUAAAGAAAUUACAGUGGAGUAGAUGUCCAUGGAUUGCUUAUGGAUGUUUUGGACACAAAGGUAGGAAUUACUAACAUUCAGGUUUUUAAAGCCUGAAACCUGUGAGUAGAAAAUAGAUGUUUAGAGAGCAGUUAAAUAUCAAAUACAUAAUUAUCUUAUAUUUAUUUUCAAGUGGGAAAAAGUUUUUAAUUGUGGUACAUCUUUGAAACAGUGUGAUCUGAGAAAGGCACUUGUAUUUGGGCCCUCCUGUGUGGGGUUUUUUCUUUGGAGAUGAAAGUAUUUUACGGUGAGGUUGGAGGAGGGUAUUGGUCAAGGAUGCCCCAUCCUUACCCCACUGCCGGGGGUGCUCAGACUGAUCAUCAGUAGCUUAUGCUCUGUAGUGGGGGAUUGUAUUGCACUGUUACUGUAGAAAACACCAGAAUGGAAAGCCACUGCAAGAUAGCUUUUAGCCUUUUUGAGACCAUAUUUCCCCAUUUAAAAAUUAGAAUUCCACUGGUUUUUGUGAACGUUUUCAGAUUUUCAGGUUCAAAACUCACUGUGUAACAUAUUGUAAUACAUCUCUUUUUGUUAUAAAGACAUGAAAAAUAAGGAGGAGGAGGGGAUUGAGGAGAAGAAAGAGGUGAAAGAGAGGGUCAGCAGUGUGGCAGGCCAGGCCGGAAGGGCCUGGCGUGGGGUUAGGGAGGGGUGCUGGGCUGCCUACCUCCCUCAGGCCUCUCUGCGCUGCCUCUGCUGCAGCAGUGGCCUGGGGUUGAAAGGAUCCAGAAGCCACAGACACUGGGGAAAAGGAGGACCCAUAGCAGUAAUGACUAAGAACAUCAACUCUUUUCUUCCCAUGCUAUGAGGAAUAACAUUAGAAACUUCAUUUUACCUUUAAGUUUGCUUAUGCCGAAGCUUGUCCUUUAGAGGCCAUCAGUUUCAUUUACUGAUAGAAACUAAAGUCUCCCCUUCUCUCCCAUGGAAAGAAGACACUAGCAUAUGUCGCUUCCUCAUUAAGACACUAGCAUAUGUCACUUCCAGUUUUGAGACUAGAUAAAUGAUUUUUUUUCCAUUAUAGCUGGUUUACAGUGUUCUAUAAGUUUUCUACUGUACAGCAAGGUGACUCAGUCACACAUACAUAUAUAUAUUCUUUUUAUCACAUUAUCCUCCAUCAUGUUCCAUCACAAGUGACUAGAUAUAGUUCCCUGUGCUAUAUAGCAGGGUCUCAUUGCUUAUCCACUCCAAAUGCAAUAGUUUGCAUCUAUUAACCCCAAGCUCCCAGUUCAUCCCACUCCAACCACAAGUCUGUUCUCCAAGUCCAUGAGUUUCUUUUCUGUGAUAAGGUUUAUUUGUGCUGUAUAUUAGAUUCAAGAUAUAAGUGAUAUCAUACAGUAUUUGUCUUUCUCUUUGUGACUUACCUCACUUAGUAUGAGAUCAUUUCCAGUUUUGUCUGGCCAGCGGUUCCAGAAAUGGAACAUUGCUAAUAACUAGUAGGCAUAGAAUUCAAGGACAGAACAACGCUGUUGUACUUGGUUUUCACCAUCUUGCUACCUUUGGUUAUAAUUCUAAAAGAGAAAUUAAAGCCCAUUAAAAUAUGCUGAAUCAAUGAAGUGCUUUCAUUUAUUAUAUUGUUCUGUUAUACUUCAUGUUUUUAUUUUUUUAAUUUUUUUCUAGAUUCAUUUUAAUUUUUGCUGAAGCAGUUUGACCUGGUUUUCUUUUUUCUUUUUUUUUGAUAAUGAUUUUUAUUUUUUUCCAUUAUAGCUGGUUUACAGUGUUCUGUCAGUUUUCUACUGUAUAGCAAGGUGACCCAGUUACACAUACAGGUAUACAUUCUUUUUUCUCACAUUAUCAUGCUCCAUUAUAAGUGACUAGAUGUAGUUCCCAGUGCUAUACAGCAGGAUCUCAUUACUUAUCCAUUCCAAAUGUUUUUAAAACUAUCCCAACAGUAACAUCUUUGGUUUAGUGUUUUGGUUCUAUUAUAAUCUGUGGAGCAUUGAACUAGUAUAAAACCCAGAUAUACAUCCAUUGCCUAACAGUUCAUUACUUAUAUACACAAUGAUAGCAUAUUAUUAAAGAUAGCAUAUGUAUAAUUGAUAGAUUCUACAUGUGGGAAUCAUCAGAAAUAUAUAUAGCACAAUUCUCCCUGCUCCCAUUUUUUUUGAGCAUAGGUAUAAUUUUUUAAGGUAAUAUUUAACCAUAAUUUCCAUUUAUGUUAACUUUAGCUAUAGGUAGUUUGGUAAUAAAUGCUAAUUAUCUUUAUUUUGAUACAAUUCAGUUAUUUUGAUAUAAUUCCAUUUGAUAUCAUUCACCUUUUCUGGCUGUCCUAUGAUGUUUUAAAAAAAUUGAAGGUGUGACUUUUCUUUGUCAUUCUUUAAAGGAGCCAUUUUAUUAACCUUCUGCAUGUAAUCUGGAGUUAUUUGUAACAGGCUUACUUUCGCUAAUCUGCUUUAUCGAAGGAUAGUACUGAUUUCCAUAAGAACAUGUUGUAAAUACCUCCUUGACAAGGUUUCGUGACAUAAGGGCAGUACUUACUUGGAGUUUGUCAAGUGGCGACCAUGGGUCCAGGUGCCAUAAUGUAUUCUUAGGUGCAUCGUUUUCUUGCACUUUGUAAAUUUGAGACACUUAGAGUAAGUGGACUCACUCUUGGAUAAACCUCAGUAAAGCCUUCUGUUAGAAGAAUAUUUAUGAUUUUUUGUUUUGUUGUCAUAUUUCAAUAAGGCAUAGCACUUUUAAGAACUAAAAAUUUCAUAUCUAUUCAAAUGCUAUUCAUGUUAACAUUAAAUUCCUUAAGUUAUAUUGGGAGUAAUUUGAAGUGCAGUUAUUUUUUAUCACCACUUUGAAUAGUAGAUCAUUAUCCUACUUUCUUCAGGAAACUAAGCCACAAAUGUACAUUUUUAAAGUAAGUAUAUAUUGGGGCCAGCAGACUUUUUUCAAAACUGCCUCUAGCAAUUGUUUUGUGUUUUCUUGUGCCUCAUCAACAUUGUGUCAUUCCAUAAAAUGUUGCCAUUUCAAUUCUUGUAACACAGGAAUACAUGUUUCCUAGGUGAUUGCUGAGUUUCUCACUUCACAAGGUGCUUAUGCAUUGGUAUGUGUGUCUCUGUAAUAGGAAUGAUAUUGAUAUAACUACUACAUAUUUAAAAAUAAUUCUAUUUUCUCAUGGCCACGAUUCACCAUUCUUCUGCUGGUGUAUUGAAUCAAGGGUAGAGGAUAGGUCUGUGUUACAUUUAUAGAUCUUUAAGAUUGAUCUUUGAUAGAUUUAACAGAAUGUGGCUGCAUUCUGGUCCUUCAAGACUUUGUGUUUUGGAUUUAGUAGUAGGCUGCAGUUGAUCUGGUAGAGACAAUUUCUUUUGUACAAGAAAGCUUUGUAAGAUUUUAUUCAUAAAUCCCCUAUUUUGAGAAGCUGUUUUGUAUAUGAAAAGGAUACUAUUGAAAACACAUUAUUUUCCCAGAAACCAAAACUUUAUAUGUCAAACCAGGGUGAUUCCUAAUGUUUAAAUUUUAAAUGUUAGAGUGUUGCUAUUGUACUUGAGUGUGUAUUCAAUAGGAAAUCAUGGUUUAUCAAUAAAAAUGAAAAUUUCCAUCUG
Sus scrofa (pig) is the source of this 9665-nucleotide messenger RNA. RefSeq names its product CD109 molecule (gene CD109). Lineage: Eukaryota; Metazoa; Chordata; Mammalia; Artiodactyla; Suidae. Gene Ontology annotation, cellular component: extracellular region. The record is from RefSeq and is a predicted model, not a curated record. Gene Ontology annotation, molecular function: endopeptidase inhibitor activity.